AUGCGCUUCGAAUUCACCUCUCUUGUUGCCUUCCUGGCAACCACUGCUCUGGCAGAUCGCAUGGAAAUAUUUACUAAAUGCGGAGAUACCAGCUGCAAUAGUUACGAUGGCUGGUUCUACACGGACUACGGUGCCUACAGGGUCAACGCCAACACCGGCUGCAGGGUCCCUGGCGUACCUCACAUGGAGGAGUUCUGUAUCGACUGGGAUAACAGACGCCUCCACUUCCGCUUUGGAGGUCAAGACAAACGGUGUAUGACCCAGGACUCUGAGUCUGCCUAUGGAUGCGGCGCCACGUGUUACAAAACCACUUGGAGGGAGAUUCCUUGUUACUGGCGCAUGGCCCCUAUCCCGGAGGAGCAGCUAGCGACUGAAGUACAAUCUUCUGCGCCAUCUACUACUGCAGAGGUUAAAGGCAAGAGGGCUGUCAAUUUUUGA
Molecule: messenger RNA, 438 nt
Organism: Fusarium venenatum
Lineage: Eukaryota; Fungi; Ascomycota; Sordariomycetes; Hypocreales; Nectriaceae
Source: RefSeq, a predicted model, not a curated record